UCGUUUUGAGUUGCAGUUGCCACUAUGCAAUAUGCCGAACAUACUUCUAUUCGAAACGGGCUAGGAAUUUUGCAUAGUGUGGCUGGCAUUGGUGAUAUUACUCUCAGCCUCAAGAGACCCGUGGCUUCAUCAGGCGAGCUAAUAACUACGUCCGUGACUCUGUCGCAUGUUCUCCAUAUCCCAACAGCUUCCUGCAACGUUCUGAAUCCAAUCCUGGCAGGCUUGAAAGCGAAGGCUCGCAAUAAGAGGACUGGAAUGAGGCAAUGGAUUGACUCCUCUGAGAAUGUCCCGUUUAUUACGAGAACAUUUCUUGAGCUGGAGAGGAUUAUAGUAGUACCUUCGAACCAGAGAGGUGCUUCGCUCCUGGACCCGAUGUUGUCGAUCACGCCACCACGAUAUUUGGAGCCCAGAUUAAAGAUGAUCAUGAGCGACUACCAGUGUAGCACAUUGAAGUUGUUGUCUGAGAAGGAAGGACAACUAUCCAUUCCAGGUCAUUUAGUGGCAGAACUGGCGGAUAAUUGUUUCCCUGAAGGAUGAUAGAUGUGCUGCGGGUAUCGAGUAAGGAAUGAUGUUGAAAAAGAGUGGCAGAGGCGGUUUUUCUGUAUUAGUGGUCUUGGUUUCGAUAAUAGAUCAUGUUGGGAAGGUGUUGGAGCAUCGAUCGUCUUGUAUCAUCGAACGUAGUCAAUUCUAAAGUCCGUGAUGUCCGUAGACUCACUUUAA
Molecule: messenger RNA, 720 nt
Organism: Mollisia scopiformis
Lineage: Eukaryota; Fungi; Ascomycota; Leotiomycetes; Helotiales; Mollisiaceae
Exons: 1
Coding region: 25-537 (170 amino acids)
Source: RefSeq, a predicted model, not a curated record